CUUAACACUUUUAUUUAUUUAUUUUUCUUGGUAAGGGACUUCUCAAGACUUAAUUCCAGUUUUUCUUGUUUUGCUCAGCCCUGAGCGCUGACCUCACGACCACAUGUCCUGAAAAGACAACAUGGCCACCGAGGCUGGGGAAAUAGCAGCCCUGGGUCUCCACCUCCGAGCUGUGCUGGAAAAAGGAAAGAAGAGGGAAGAAUCAGACGCUGCAGCGCUUGGAGCAAAGUGCCCUCCUGCCGCCUGGGCGGAGAGCCUGGGGGAUUUGGAGAGAACAAAUAAUUCAGAGGAGGCGAAAGGGGAAGCAGAGGAAGGACCGCAACAGCGCUGGGAAGCCCAGUGGCAUCGUUUCCUGAAGGCAGUGGAGUCCAGGCAAUCGGAAGAGGGAACCUCACCCAUUUAUGGUGCCAGGAAGGCGGCUGAACCCGGUCAGCAGCUUGGAGGGGAGAGACCAGCCCAACAGGUUGCCAACAAUAGCCAGUUGGCCCAAAACAAGGCAGGCUGCAAGAUGCUGAAGGAGGAGCUUCCAGAGGAGGUCGGGGCUCUGGAAGCGCAGCGCCAAUCCUUCAGGCAGUUCCGCUACCAGGAGGCCGAAGGCCCCCGAGAGGCGUGCAGCCAGCUCAGAGAUCUUUGCCACCGGUGGCUGGAGCCUGAGAGGCACACGAAGGAGGAGAUCCUGGAGCUGGUGAUCCUGGAGCAAUUCCUGACCAUCCUGCCCUGUGAAAUCCGGACCCCGGGUUCUAGAAGGUGGGCCGGAGACCUGCUUGCGGGCUGUGUCCCUGGCCGAGGAUUUCCUGCUGAGGCGGCUGGAGGAGGAGGAGGAGACGCCGUUCAAAGAGGAAGCUGAUGAGUUUCCGAACACAGAGACAGCUCUCUCACAGGCUUGGGAAGGGACGCUCUUCGACACGGUCAAACAAGAAGAUGAAGCAGACGCCACUCU
Podarcis raffonei (Aeolian wall lizard) is the source of this 940-nucleotide messenger RNA. RefSeq lists its product as uncharacterized. Lineage: Eukaryota; Metazoa; Chordata; Lepidosauria; Squamata; Lacertidae. The record is from RefSeq and is a predicted model, not a curated record. The coding region runs from base 122 to 847 and encodes 241 amino acids. The transcript has 2 exons.